AAUAAGUUUUAAAAAGUGUGUUUCAUGGACAAGAAAAUGUCAUACAGAAUGGCAUGUGGUGAAUAAAUGACAGAUUUAUCAUUUUUGAGUGAACUAUCACUUAAAGGGAGUUAUUUUUCAGUCAAAUAUUUCAGAAUAAUAAUGAUUCCUGACACCAUAGUAAAACUGACUGCUCAUCCAGGAAACUCGUGAACUUCAUGUGACCUCUUCACGUUCCAAUGUUACAUUUUGAAUCAUAAUAUUGGCAACAACAUGACAAAUUAGUACCAGAUAAAUCCUGUCACUUCAGCUUAACAUGGUUCAUUUGUCAUGCGUCCUCACAAAGCAAUGUCAAAUACCUGCUGCAUACUUACAAAUUGCCAAACACCUCUUUCCUCCUACACUUUAUUUCCUUAAAUGAAGAUGUGUUUGAAGGUUGUACACACAAUAAAGAGGGCUUAAAUGAAGACCAGCUAUAUUAAAGUUAAACAAAUAUUUUGAAGUUCCAGCUCAGAGUCAUUUAGUAAUAAUCUGCAGAAGAACAAUGACUUCUCUGCAAAAUCAAAUGCAAACAGUAAGCACAGAAUUUGCCAAGCCCUGCAAUGAAUCAAUAGUGCGGGAGUGUUUGACGGUUCAAUCAAAGGAAACAAGGCAUUAUUUUGGCUGGUAUAAGGGUAAGCGAAGGACUUGCAAUAGCAUGGCUAGUUUUUGUGUCAGAUUUCUGUAAAUUGAGCAACCACUGCAAUGCAAACUUUUGUUUUGAUGCUCCACUUCCUGAGACACAGAUGACUGUCUCAGUUUCAAGAGAAUUUUAAGCAUGCAAACAACAUGAAUAAACAGGAAAUAUAUUAUUGAUUACUUUAGACCAGGUUUGUUUUUCUGCUUAAUUGAAGUUGUUUUGAUUAUAACUUGUGUAUUUCAAAUAAAUCUUGUUUUUCAGGUUUUGUCUACUCAAAAAUACUGUUUGUUUCUUAACGGUCUAUAGUGACAUUUACCUAACUGUCUUUUGGCUUAGUUAGCUAUUAGAUUGCAUGAAACUUAUUUUGGCACACCCUCGGAUGACUAAGUGCAGUUUGUUUUAUGCAAGACUAAUUCAGGGGAUUGGCAUGGGAUGAAAUCCUGAUUUACAACUGAACGUUAUGGUCAGAUUAUUGUAGCUUCCAGUGAUGCGUCACGUUUCAUCAGUGCUCACACACCCUCUCAAAACCUGCUGUGUGUUUCCACAAACUGUCAUGCUGGUUAUAGAAAUAAAUUUGAUAUUGUGUAAUAGGCUUUUUGCAUCAUAAAUUGACCAAAAUUGCCACUGAAAGGAACAAAUCGGUCCCAUAUUUAAAAUGUGUGGACAGAAAUGUCCCAGUAGACUAAAUUGACUUAAAAGGGGAAAAAAAGAUCUUAUAAAGGUAAAAGUUGGUUUUGUAUGUAUUGUAUGUAUUUUCUAGAUUCUUAUAUUAUUGUUUUUAUUGUCCCUUAAUAGGAAGCUUUAAUUUCAGACACUAGUCAUAAAUUAAGUUACAAACAGGAUGCAUUUACUUUUUUCUGUAGAAUCUGAGUUUUUUUGCUAAUAUAUUUUUUGUUUGCAGUUUAGUUAACUCUAAAUCAUUCUGUAUUGCCCCCAUGUGGUAAAGGUCUGUACUACAGUGUUUUUGACAAGAGUGCAUAUGUGUAAACUAUUGUGUUACUUAUUUAAUAUAGCACUAUCACACAAAGGUUUUACAUUGUCUGUGCUUAACAGAUGAUAUUUUGUUUAUGUUAUAACACAACAAAGCCACAUUUUUACUAAAUGCCAAUUCUUUCAGAAUAUUAAUUCACAUGUCCACUCCAUUAUUAUAAACCUGACCACAUCUAGCCAACAUCUAACCUGCCCCUAAAGUUGAUCUUUAUAUUUGAUCUAGUCAUCCUUAUGUAGUCUUUUCUCCUCUGUUCCCAAUACCCCCCACGUCUGAGGACCCCUGAGUGAGUUUUCUCCAUGAGCCACAUUUAGUGUGGUGCGAAAGCAACGAAGAGGAGGAGGAGGAGGAUGAGGAAAGUGAGGAUUUAAAGGGCAGUAUUGCAUUCUGUUUGCAGGCUGAGCACACAGGGACUCGUACGUACUACUUCAGUGCAGACAGCCAGAAGGAGCAGGAGGAGUGGAUCCAAGCCAUGAAUGAGGCUGCCAGGGUCCACAUCCCAGCCACAUCCAGAAAUAAAUCUGAUCCCGUCCCGACAGCAGAUGAAAACGACAUGGUAGCCAAACGCCUCGAGUCCAAUUCUCACGCAGAGAACGGCCAGAGGCCAGAUAUCCAAGAACCUGUCAAACACGAGCUUAACGGUGUAGAAACCAGAGACACCACACCCAGCACCCCAGUGACCCCGGUUACCCCUAAUAUAGAGGGCAGGAUGGGGGAGAAAGCAGUCCCGGUACCCCAUCACCCCAAUGGCUGGGGUAGCUAUGGUCCUCCCAAUGGUUCAAGAUACCAUUCCCAAGAGAAUAUGAGGGAAAUGCGCGAGCCGCAUGAGGAGAAUGUGGUGAUGCGGAGAGGCUUUGUGCCCAGGACGGCACCGGAGAGACUGGCCCAGAGGAAGAGUUCCAUGACGCAGCUGCAGCAGUGGGUCAACCAGCGACGGGCCCUGGUGCCUCAAGACGACGGCCGCAGUCCAUCCAGGUACUACACAGUAAACCGCGCUAUGUCAGCAGACUAUUACGGUGUGUAUAACGGCCCUCCAUAUGUAGAUGACUAUCCCCUCUACCCACCUGGUGUGCGACCUGAGAGCAUCUGCUCCAUGUCGGCUGCAUACAACCGACCACCUCCUCGCUGGACCAUGGAAGAGAGAAGGCGUUCAUUGCGAGACGGACCCUUAUAUGGUCAACCUCAAGACCCUCAGUGGAUGAUGGGACCCCAGGGUCCUCCCUAUUACUCCCAGUUGGACUCAGCGCAGAACUCUAUGAGACGGCUUUCCAUACAGCCCCGCUCGCGGUCGGUUCCUCGUUCACCCUCCUCUUCCCUGGGAGGCCCCUACUCUCCACACAGCUUCGCCUCACCUGCCCGAUCGCCCAGUGUCAGGUUUGAUCGGGGACCUGGCCGACUCAGAGAGGAGGCAAUAUAUGCUGACCCCUCAGUCUACGGGCUCCGCAGGUCACUGAGCUCACCUAAGUAUGAUUUCCCUGGAGAUAGACGCUCCUACAGCCAGGGAAUGUACCAUUACAACUACCCAGCAUCCCCUUCGCUCCAUAGUAAAAUGGAGGACAUUUUAGACGUGCAGCUUCAGAGGAACCUGGAGUACCUGGAUCAGCAGGUGCCUCCAUUCCAUGAUGUGUACGGUGAUCUACAUCCUACACUGAAGCUUAAUGAGAUUGAGACCAGUAAACUACUGGGCCGCUUGUGUGAGCAGAAUCGACUUGUGAAAGAGCAGGAGGCUGUAGUGCAUCGUUUGCGAAUGGAAAAGGACAGUCUAGAGGGGGUGCUGGUGGCCACACAUCAGGAGAUGGAGCUGUACAGGAGCCAGCCGCUAGCCUUGGAGAAACUUCAGCUGAAGAAGGAGAGUCUACAAAAUAAGCUGAUUAACAUCAGAGGAGAGCUGUCUCAGGCCUCCAGUGCCCUGACCACCACUCGUAUGGAGUUUGAAGCACUAGAGGAUGAAGUAAACAGCAUCCACGGUGACCUGUGGGAACAGCUGAACGCUGGAGGCCAGAGUGAGCUGGUACACAGGCACAUUCAGAAGGAGUUCUGGAGGGUUCAGGAUGUUUUGGAGGGGCUGCACAAGAACAACCCGUCUCGUGGCACGGACACGGCCAAGCACAGAGCCAGUGGAGCAUCCGGCUCUUUCAGCACAAACAGUCCUGCGAGUCCCUUGAGUUCAGUGAGUCUGACGAGUCCUCUCAGCCCCUUCUCUCCUGUCCCUGGCUCUCAGGCCUCUCCCACUAAACAGGUGGCCACAGAGGAGGUUGGUCCUCCUCGACCUCCACUUCCUAAAUCUUACCAGCCCCUGGAGUCCUCCCAGUCUUUCCCCCCCUCCGUUCCUCCCCUGCCCUCAGACAGCAAUGCCUGGCUGCGCAGCAUGGGCCCCCAUUCAGGCAUCCAUCAGGAAGGCCACAAGGACCACGAAGAAUUCCGCAGCAGAAAGCACAACUACAACUCACAAGGAGAAAAGAUCAGCGACUUUGAUACAGAAUCCAACCAGAAUAAAGUUGGAAUUGUUCCACCCAGGACCAAGAACAAUUCUGAUGGCGUCCAACGAAGAAAUGGGAAGGUGUCCAAUGGUCACAUUUCCAGAGAGAGGCCAAAGAGUGCGGUGUUCCCAGCAGAGGUAAAGUCUAAAAUGAGUGUGGAGGAACAGAUUGAGAGGAUACGAAGAAACCAGAGCAGCUCCGUCAGAGACAAGAGGCGCAGCCUCAACCUCUCCAGCAAUCACAACAUUGAUGGCAAAUCUUCUACUAACUACAAAGUGGUGCGGAGGAGAGUGACGGCUGAUGAGGUGGAUAUUAAAGAUCUCGAGGCGGCCGUGAGGGGAGAAGGUGUGGAGUCACCCAGGCAGGAAAUUGCUCGUCUGCGACGACAGGUGGAACCGGAACAUUAUGACCUGGACCUCAACAAAGAGUUGUCCAAGCCGGAUAAAGUCCUGAUCCCUGAGCGAUACUUGGACAUUGAGCCCAGUACACCACUCAGCCCAGAAGAGCUGCAGGAGAAACAGAAGAAAGUUGAAAGAAUCAAGACACUGAUUGCCAAAUCAAACCUGCAAAAUGUGGUGCCGGUGUUGGACGGGCCAGUGGAGGGAACCAGUAACCCAGAUCAGCACCUUCAGGAGCAGGAGAAACGCAUUGAGAUUUCCUGUGCUCUGGCUGCCGAGGCCUCCCGCCGUAGCCGGCUGCUCUCCGCCCAGUGCCUCCCCAGUCCCCCUGCCUCCCAAACCAGCCUGGUCCCUCCCCCUUCUGCUGACUACUCUGACUCCUCCCACAUCAUGAAGGUGUGAAGCUCAAGCUCUUGCAGCUGUCAGAUUUGACGAUGAACCCUUCUGAGUGUCCAGCAGACAAAGAAAAGUUGGGGAAAAAAAACACUGAACACCAAGAACAUAUGUUUCCCUCCGCCAAACAUUGUAUUUCUUUCGAUUAUUUACACAACACCAUGCAGAGAAAUAUUUCAAAAUGUUUGGAUGUUUGCAGAGGGCUGUUCACGAGCGAGGUUAUCUCCCUCCACAUCUCCUCGCAAUCCUCAUUCGGAGUGUGUAACCCACGGCAGAACCAUGUAAUUCAAUUUGUCAUCUGUUUUGACUUGGUUUUCGGAGGAUGGCAGUCAUAUUACAAAAGCUACAAACUAGCCAGGAAGUGGACGAUGUUAACAGAUUCAUAUCUACUCUCGGUCACAUUACUGACUGGAGAAUAUACAACAGAUUCAUACUACAAACGCUAGGUACAGCUGCUCAGGGCGGAUUCUGCAGACACAAGCACGUUUGGGACUGGAAAGAGCGUAACGGAGAUCGAGAUGCGACCAGAGGAAAAUAGCCAUGCUUGAGGAAGUUGAAGAAAAGAAAAAAACAGACCAAGGACUACAGCAAAGUUGUCAAAGCUCAGUUUAUCUGUAAGUCAUCAGAAAGAAAGAUUCGGAACCGCUGGUACGAUAACUAUCUUGUGUUCAGAACACAAGCCGCAAUCCACCCCUGAGGAUUUACGAACAGAACUCAGUAGGAAUCUGGAACAAUCUAUGAAUCCGUUGUUGUCUUGAUCCGAAGGAUGACGUUGAUGCACGAAGACUUGGCAUUGGGCACUUCCCCCUCCAUCUUCUUUAAGGCCAGACUCACUGUGACUCCUCCUGGCCUCCUCUUUCCCCACAAUCCUCUCCAGUUUCACGAUAGGGCUUGAGAACCCUUUUCCCGUCAACGUUGCAGUCUCUCAAACCAUUGUCAGGCCUUUAAAGUACCGUGUGUAUCUAUAAAGAUUAAGAAAGCAUAUAUAUUGAUAUGACUAUUACUCUAAUCUUUGCAUCAAAGCCAUGUGGACUCAUCAUAGUGCUUUUACUGCUAGGACAGUAGUCACCAAAUAAUGGUACCUAAAUACUUGUUAGCGUGUGUGUUAGAUUAAUACGACGAGCAAGCCGAACCAUUGGAAGUGUCCUUAGAGUUGUAAGUCUGCUUGUUGAAACAAUGCGUGUUCAUGCGAGGCCAGCAACUUGCAUCACAGCCUGUAUAUACUGACGUUAAAUUAUGGAACCUGUUGCCCCAACAGAAUAUCAAAGCCCUUAUUUGUGGAUCGCUGUCCCAUUUGGAUAUUCAUUUGGCUGUUUCUUUUCUGCCGUGGCACAGUUUUUGUGUAAAUAGAGAUUGACAUGGAAUUAUAUGGAACAAUAUUUUGGAUUAUUUUUCUAUCACUGGUAAUUACCUCUGUAAUCAAGCAGCUUGAUUAUAAUGUGUCGUAAAGUAAAGAACAAUUUGCCAAACCAUAUAAAUCUCCUGGUUUGUACUUUGAGGUGAUCUUUCCCCUAAACCUCUAAAAUGCCAUGCAAGUUGUUAGCCCAUACUGUGCUUUUUUUAUUUUACUGUUUUUUAUGUUUUUUUUUUACGUGAAAUUAGUCUGUUUUUGGUCUACUUCUUGACUAAACACUGUCCACAGCUUGUGUACGAUCUUUUUUGUUCGAAUUAGUUUGACGAAACUCUCAUUAGUCGAGAAAAGUCACAGAAAUCACGCUGUACCCCUGAAUCAAGCUAAAACACAGUAUGAGAUCUGACAAAAUGAAUAACGUUCCACAGAAGUAGAUUAGCCAUCAUCACUUUUAAGCAAAUACAGCCCAGACGGGAAAGACAGAGAUCUAUUUUUGAGAAAGAGAAAAACAUGAUCAACGCAUUGCAUAUUUUUCUAUGUAUAAUGAGGUUUAAUUGGUUACAUUUGUAAAAUGAUUAAAGAGAGUUUUGAUCUGAUAUAUUAUGGAGAUGCUGAUCGAGGCUGAUAUAUUUUUAAUUUAUUGACCGAAACUUUGCAGCAUCCUUUUGAAGGCCUUGUUUAAAAGUCAUUUUUAUGUGUUAUUUUGUACGUAAUUCGACAAAAUGGUCAAAGUUGCAGUUGGACAGUCAAUGCAGAGAUGUCUAAUAUUUGAUUAAAAAAAUUAAUAAAAAAAUAAACAUGUAGCAUAUAAAGUGGGAUUAACUAUAGUAAAUCAAAAUAAGCACAUUGGUCUGUAAAUAUUUAUAAAUCAAAACACUGUACGUCUUCAUAUUUACUGUAACUAAUGCUAUUUUAAAGAAAAAAAAUGGUAUUGCUUGAGCUAUGCAAAAAUUAAACAAAAUAAUACUUAAUGUGCUUGCUUUAGAAGUACCCUCAUGCAAUAAAGUGAAUGUAUUUAAAACCUUUAUUUGUAAUUAAAACUCUUUCUGUGUGCGUA
This is a messenger RNA of Carassius gibelio (silver crucian carp), 7325 nucleotides long. Its product is annotated as pleckstrin homology domain-containing family A member 6. The transcript is spliced from 21 exons. NCBI's taxonomy places the organism in Eukaryota, Metazoa, Chordata, Actinopteri, Cypriniformes, Cyprinidae. Bases 2119 to 4926 code for a protein of 935 amino acids. The record is from RefSeq and is a predicted model, not a curated record.